Messenger RNA from Cynocephalus volans (Philippine flying lemur), 432 nucleotides. RefSeq names its product histone H2A.N (gene H2BN1). NCBI's taxonomy places the organism in Eukaryota, Metazoa, Chordata, Mammalia, Dermoptera, Cynocephalidae. The coding region runs from base 1 to 432 and encodes 143 amino acids. Gene Ontology annotation, cellular component: nucleosome. Gene Ontology annotation, molecular function: structural constituent of chromatin; DNA binding; protein heterodimerization activity. The transcript has 3 exons. The record is from RefSeq and is a predicted model, not a curated record.
AUGGUGGGGGGACUGGGGGGUACAGGCAGCCACAGCCUCCAGCAGCAGUAUCGGCCUCCCUGUGUGUACUUCAUUUGCUUAAAUGGCCUAAGAUUCCCAAUGAAGAAAACUGAAAUUUAUAUCCCAGCCAAAAAGAAGUAUGAGUGGGCCAGCUCAGCUGUUGGGAAGAAGAGGAGGAAAAGCAGGAAGAGGAGGAAGAAGAAGGAAGUCUAUUUUAGUUACAUGUGGAAAAUCCUAAAGCAAACCCACCCUGACUUCAGUGGGUGCUCCUGGGUUGUGGAUGCACUGGGCGCUCUGGAUGGUUGUCACCUGGAAUGGGUUAGUCUGGAGGCGUUUAGAUUGUCCUUCUACAACCACAGAAGAGCCGUCACCAGCAGAGAGAUCCUUGAAGCAGUCAAGCAGAGAUCCUCUCAAAAGCUUUUGAAUAAAUGA